This is a messenger RNA of Fusarium oxysporum Fo47, 384 nucleotides long. RefSeq lists its product as uncharacterized. Lineage: Eukaryota; Fungi; Ascomycota; Sordariomycetes; Hypocreales; Nectriaceae. The record is from RefSeq and is a predicted model, not a curated record. The transcript has a single exon. The annotation marks the transcript as partial.
GAGCAUCAAGUCCUUAUAUGUCUUCUUUGCAGGGCUGCUAUACAACCUGGCAGGGGCAUAGUAAGCCAUUUCCGGGGAACCCACCAAUUUAAAGGUGUCCAACUCCAACAAGUCACGGCUUUCUGCGCCGGAAGGUCAUUCGAAGAUCCAUGCACAGUGCCGCUGCGAAAGAAUGGAAGUAAGCCUAUCCCAGAGCUUCCAAAAUGGAGGGCCUAUAGUUGCAAACACUGCAACUACAUAACAAUAAAUCGCACAAAUAUGUCAACUCACCUUACGAAACUUAAACACCUAAGUCAAGCGGAUGGCGAGACGGACUGGGUAUAUGUUAUCGUUCAAACAUUCUCAAGGGGUAGGUAUAUACGCUAUUGGACUGUUGAAGAAUGA